CCCGCCUCGCCUCACGGCGGCCGAUAUUGUUCUGCACUUUUUAGGUGGCACUUGAACUCGCCCUGGGAGGGAGACCGGUCCGCAGUCUCCAGCCGCAGAUCCGUGGACCCUCUUCACGGACGCUUCGCGCAGCCUCAGAUUGCCUUGGAUGGUGGCCUGCGUCUGACAGUCCCAUCAGCUCUUCUCAGCGCUCCUGAGGCCACAGCUGUCAGCUCCUCUGACCCUCAGCACUUGCCUGGAACGCCUGGGUUUGCCACACCCCUUUUCAGCCCAUCUCUGUCCUGUUGUGUCAUGCCCACCCUCCCGCUGUGCUGUCUCUUCCUUUCUUCCUCCUUCCUCUUAUAGUCGAUGUGGCAACUCCCCUCUGUUCCCAGCAUGCCUCUUGGCCGGCGCCAUUGGCAGGGCCCUUGCAAUCCCAUCCGGGCAGCAGCCUAUUACACCAAUGCACACCCUUGGCAGCAGAUGGACCAGGUCUCUCCUGGGGUCACAUAUGCCCCCCUAGUGGAUCCCUGGAUUGAGCGGCCCUGCUAUGGGGACCCUGUGUGUGCACGCACGACCUUGGAGCAGAAGAACACGGCCAUUAGUGCUCCCGGCAGUAAGCCCACAGAAAGGGGGCCCCCGGCUCUGCACAUGCCUGGCCCAUGGCCCAGGGUGGACUUCCACUGGGUGCCAGUCUCAUACCCACGCACCUUUGAUGGCUCCCCAGGGCUUCUGGACCAUAUGUCCUUUUGCUUUGAGCACUAUCAGGACAACCUCACCUGCAUCUUCGAGAUCCUAGGUCACCUGAUGGACUGAGCCCAGGUGUGGGCAGCCCCCUACGUCGAUGGGGACCUGCCCCUUCCUGACAAUUAUGAGCUCUUCUGCCAGGAUCUCAAGGAAGUUGUUCAAGACCUGAACAGUUUCACUGAGUACCGUGCUGUAGCACCUUGCUUCCUGCCUCGAGCCAGCCACCAGUGGCCUCCAGAGCUGCCUGUGGUGAAGCAGUACUUAGCUAGGUACUCACAGGCCCUGGCACUCAACAUGGGUGCUGUCCCAGUUGCUGUGGCCACCCCUGCUGUUUGUAGUUCCAACUCGACAUCCAGAAAUACUCUCCCUGAACAGCAGUGGGCCAAGGAGAACAGCCCUGGGUCUGUGGAGUCCUCCAUCUUGUCUGCUUUUACAUGCAGCACUGAUCCUGGUCCUGUGGGGCCAACCUCGUCCCAGGCAGGGGAGGUGACCCCUACAUCUGUCCCUGUACCUUCAAGAUCUGCUAACCUGCCUGCUCAGAAACCAGAUCCAGUUCCACCAGGGGGUCCAGAACCCCAGAAGACAGAGGAGGAGGUUUCUGAGACAGAGGUAGACCAGGAGACAUCCUUAGGUACCCCACAGUGCGUGGUGAACACCUCAGAGGCCCCAGGAGACCUAACAGUUCCCCACUCCCCACCCCACAGCCCUGGAUUCUGCACACAGCCCAGGCAGAUGCAACAGUGCUCCUUGUGAUGGAGUGGGCUACAUAGUUGAGGACCCCCACAGCCCUUCAACAGGGUGGGGUGGCUUUCCCAGAUAUUGCUGUAUCCACUUGUUUUAUUGCUGGGCAGGAGCUGCACCUGUUUGGGCUCUGCUCUGAGCCCUUGUCUCCUUCACCACCCCACCACCUGUUAUAGCAGAAUAUUGGGCUCUAUGCUGUGCCUCUCAUCCUCUGACUUCCCCAGUGGCCCAGAAGCUGCCUCCUCAGCUGCAUUUCCACUGGUUCGACAGAGUUUCAUACAGCAGUCCUCAUCAGAUAUUUGUAUGUCUUUAUAACCGCUCCACUCCCCAGAGCCCUUUGUUCAAUGUUGGCUGGACUAGGUCUGCCAUGUCAGCCCUAUUUGGAUCUGUCCCUGGAUGGUGUCUCUGCUUUGGCCCCCUUCCCCAUCUUGGCUCCCUGUGACCUCUGUCCUCUGGGCUGGAAUUUAAGGAAGGCUGCAUGGAGGAAGCAGCCACUUUGAUCAUUUAGUAUGAGUGGGAUGGCAGAGAAAAAUGCUUCCCUAUGCGUUUACCAGCAGCCUUGGCCAACUAGGGAGGUGAGAUACAGACCUUGCCAGUCUAAUUCAGUGUCAGGCAUUUUCCCCUUUUGUAUAUUAAGAUUGCAGUUAUGCCUGGUUUUCUUCAGAAGUUGGCAUGAAUUUCUGUGUCUCCGUGCCUUUGCCCAUGUUGCCCUCCCACUUUCUGCUCUUCAGCAAUCCCUGCCUCCCUGCCCACUCUUACACAUUGCUGACUCAGCACUUAAACCAUAACGCUAUAAAUGACUUGUAUCUUUGGGUAGACUAUGAGCCCCUAGGGCAGGGGCUCCAUCUUGAUCAGCUUUGCAUCCCUGGUACACAAUUUGGUACUCAUUAAACAUAUGUUGAAUUUAUGGCUCAGCUUGUGGUGUGGUGGCUGCUGAUGAGCAGACCCUUAUUUUGUUAGCCAGAACACUGUUGCCUGUUCUGUCGGGAACAGGCUAGGCCCUAGCCAUGAGUGCUCUAGGUCGGUGUUGGAGGUGUGGUUUCUGGUGGGGGCUUUGAGAAUUGAAGAGUCUGGUUGAAGGACGGAGUUAGGACUGGCAGGUAGAGUGUGGUUUUGAGAACUGACUUCCUAGAGCUGGAGGUGAAGUGAGGAGCAGGCAGCAGACCAGAGCUAUGAGGCCCAGGGGCCAGAGGAUUGGAAUGAAAAAAGACCUGUACUGUACAAGGAUGGGUUUUCUAAUAAUGAGAACUGGGCUCAGAAGCUCCCUUAAACCAAAUUUAACACAGGAUGGGUACAGUGUAUCUACCCAGAGGAACAAUUAGAUAAGAGUGUCAAGUCUCUUCAGUUUUAUAAUUGUGAAACACUUUCCUGGAAAGUAGGAAGAAAAAAUAAAUGGAAAUGUGAACUGCUACUAAAACUAGUUAUUUUAGAGAAAAAUUAGUAAUAAACAUCUGGUAAAAAUUUUUAAAAUAGACAUGUUGGGAUUAUUCAGUAAUUGUCACUUUAAAAGGUUCUGGGUUCAGAUGGUUUUAUGCGUGAGCUAUUUUAAGGCACAGAUGCCUUGUAAAUAAAACAGUUGCAAGUCUUAGAAAUAAGUGGGAAGCUGAUAUAACCCUAAAAGCAAACAAGCAAGCUAACAGAAGAAAUCACUGUGCAGCCUUGAUUCUGAUCAAGUGUGGGAAAUCCCUGCACAUUGUAACUCAGCCCCAGAUGCACUGCUGCCCCUCCACACUAUUGCUCAGUUCUGGACCCUCCUUUUUCAAACCCAGCUCAGACUGCUUCCCACCCCCACCCACUGGCCUACCAGUGGGUCUGAUAUUGUUGACCAUAUCUUUUGAGUUGGUAAGAUGUCUCUGACAAGAG
Molecule: messenger RNA, 3330 nt
Organism: Zalophus californianus (California sea lion)
Lineage: Eukaryota; Metazoa; Chordata; Mammalia; Carnivora; Otariidae
Gene: RTL10
Product: retrotransposon Gag like 10
Source: RefSeq, a predicted model, not a curated record